UCGCCGUCGUCGAUGAAAAUGCCACAAGAGAAGAUAUAUCACAUAUCUCCUGCUUAAUUGCAUCACCGUUCGAGUAACAUGCAUUGCUAAGAGUAGAGUGAAGCUUAUGGUUUGUGGGGAGUUCAAAAAAAGGUCUACAAAGAAACGGAUAAAGUCGCUGAAAGUGAAAUCCCGCGAAAACCGAUCAUAAUGAUGUCAUACACAUAGAAAUGCCGUAGCAGACGACGCAUCUAAUUUCACGACUGCCUUUAUUUUGUUGUGACUCAGACUCAUGAAUUACGUCACUGUGCGGUAAGCAAGAAAAGAAACAUUAUUGAUUGGAUGUUGCAAUGGGGGAUUUAAUCACAGCCAUCGAAUAAGUAAAAAGGAUUAAACUUCAACUGCCCGAAGAUACCACAAGCCCAUCUGUGCGCAAAUUCUGCCCAAUUUUUUUCUACCCAUAGAGGAACACUGCAGUCAUGAAUUGGCAUUGGCACUGGCACCAGUUGUGUGGUCGGAAUGGCAACUUCACUGCAUGGGAUCAUGAUGAUUUCAGUCACUGUUUUGAGCUGGUUGUGUUUGUAUGUCCUGUGCAUGUUUUACUUGCGCUCGUCAGUGCAUACUACUUUGCACAAAGCCAGAAACGGUUCGGAGGAAGUGAGCUACAUGUGUCAUGGACAUGGUUCUUGAAAUUUCGUUUCCUAGUAACAACUUUAUUGAUUUUGUGUCCAAUGUUACAAAUUAUUUUCACUGUUACACUUCUUCAGUUAAAGCCUAGCCUUGCAGAUUGUGUUACUGUUGGUGUGAUUAUAUUCACCUGGAUCUUACACACUGUAUAUGUGUGGUGCAUUCGGUAUCUUCAUGCAAUUACAAUGCGGGGUCCACUAGCAGUGUUUGUUACUUUCCUUAUGACAAUGGUAUCUCUAGGUAUUCAUUUGAGAUCUGUGAUCAUUCAGCAUAUAGAGAAGAAUUCAAACCACAACUCUGCUGAAGAAUAUGCAACUUAUGUCACUCUUGGAUUACAACUAAUAUAUCUUGUAACACUUAUCCCAAACAGACGAAGAAUUUAUAGGACCGAUAUGUUCACAAGAAAUCUCAACUACGAUUCACCGGAAACAGAAGUUUUGUCAUGGGAUAAUAUAAGGUCAUAUGGUGGAGUUGACCAACAGAAUACUCAGGAAGUACUACAGGCCGAGAAAGGUGUCAAUUGUUUUUCUUGGAUUUCAUUUCACUGGGUGCAGCCUAUGAUGUCUCGAGGUGCUAAACAUAUGAUUCAAAGUGCUGAUGAUAUUUUUGUUUUACCUAGCAGAUUAGGUACAGAAAAAAUACAGUAUGAAUUCAGUCAAGUUAUUUCUCAGAGGAAACAGAACAUGCAGUUGUAUUCUUCAGAGAACCAAGACACCUUGACAAACUCAUUGCAAAACCAGCACUUGAUCAAUUCAUCUAUAGACUCUCCUGGUGAUCUGAAUAACAUUGAAAACAAUAGCAACAACUCUUAUGUCAGUUACAGAUCUGGUAAACAUAAGGAUGGUAACGCUAAGUCUAAAAGUGACAGCCUGUUCCGAGCGUUGAACUCUGCAUUUGGUGUGGAAUAUUAUCUGUUGGGGAUUCUAAAAUUACUAGCAGAUGGUUCGGGUUUUGCUGGUCCUAUUCUUUUAAAUCUAUUGGUGUCCUAUAUUGAAGAUAAAAAGGAACCAGCGUAUCAUGGUUAUAUUUAUGCUGCUGGCCUCAUGGUAUUUACAUUCUUAGGAACAGUGUGUUCCACCCAGUUUGACUACAACUCUCAAGUUGUUGCCUAUAAGAUUAGAUGUGCUGUUAUAACUACAGUUUACAAGAAAGCCUUGUCUAUCAGUAGUGUCACAAUGUCCAAGUUCAACACUGGCCAAAUAGUCAACUUCAUGAGCACUGACACAGAUCGGAUUGUCAAUUUCUGUUCGAGCUUUCAUGCGUUCUGGAGUUUACCAUUCCAAAUAGGUGUGUCAUUAUAUCUUCUCCAUCAACAAGUUGGCCUCGCCUUCUUAGCUGGUCUUGCCUUUGCCAUUAUACUCAUUCCUAUUAACCGACAACUCGCCAUCAAGAUUGGUGAACUCAGUACCAAGAUGAUGGAACAGAAGGAUUCAAGGGUUAAGCUGAUGAAUGAGAUACUGUAUGGCAUCAGGGUUGUGAAGUUCUAUUCCUGGGAAGACCAUUUUGUGAAGAAGAUCCAAACUAUAAGAGAUGCUGAGCUAAAGAGUCUGAAAGGCCGGAAGUAUCUGGAUGCAUUCUGUGUGUAUUUUUGGGCUACCACACCUGUGCUGAUCUCCAUUCUCACGUUUACGACCUACUCACUCAUGGGGAAUAAACUUACAGCAGCAAAAGUGUUCACAAGCCUCUCUCUGUUCUUGAUGUUGAUUGGCCCUCUCAAUGCCUUCCCCUGGGUAGUCAAUGGCCUCAUGGAGGCAUGGGUCUCUAUGAAGCGAGUACAGGCGUUCUUUAAGCUCCAGGAACAAGACAUGGACAAGUACUACUCACAUUCCUCAGCUGUUCAUGGGCCUCUGAUGGAAGUCAACAAUGGUAGCUUCUCCUGGCAAAACAUUCCUAACAUCCAGUCCUCCGACCAGCCCUCCGACCAGCCCUCCGACCAGCCCUCCGACCAAUCCUCUGACGAAUCGCCUACCGCUGUGACACCAACCACACUCAAACUCAGGGACAUCAAUCUCAACAUCAAAAAGGGUCAGUUUAUUGGCGUGAUUGGGAAAGUAGGAUCAGGCAAAAGCAGCCUCUUCAGUGCCCUGAUGGCGGAGAUGAAGAAAGAUGGGGGAUCAGUGACUGUGGAGAACUUGUCAGAUGGUUUCGCUCUGGUAGCCCAGGAACCAUGGGUCCAACAUGCAACCGUGAAAGAAAAUAUCCUGUUUGGGAAAAGAUAUGAAGUCCGAAGAUAUGACAGUGUAUUGGAUGCAUGUGCUUUGGUUGAUGACUUGAAGAUGUUGCCUGCAGGAGACCACACCGAGAUCGGGGAGAAUGGCGUCACCCUCAGUGGGGGUCAGAAGGCCAGGAUCGCCUUGGCCAGAGCGGUCUAUCAGGAUAAAGAUGUCUACUUCCUUGAUGACCCCUUGGCUGCUGUAGAUGCUCACGUUGCCAAGCACCUGUAUCAGAAGUGCAUCAUGGGAUUGUUGAAGCAGAAGACUAGGAUCCUGUCCACUCAUCACACACAGUUCCUGGCCGAGGCUGACCAUGUCAUAGUUAUGGAUAAUGGAUGCAUUGUGCAAGCUGGCCCUCCAGAAGAAGUUCUACCCUCGAUCCCAGCCAGCUUUGAUUAUAAGACUGAAACGCAGGCCUCGGGCUCGGGUUCUGACGAUGACGACAUGGCCCCAGACCCUCAAGAUGGAGCGUUGGUGGAGAAGGAGGAGCAAGAGAAGGGUGUGGUCAAACUAGAGGUGUACAAGACCUACUGGUUAGCUGUGGGCAAGUGUCUGUCCCCACUGGUGCUCUUAGCUCUCUUACUUAUGCAAGCUUCAAGGAACAUCAGUGACUGGUGGUUGUCUUACUGGGUGACAAACAGCCAUGCUCCAAAUACUUCCAUCAGUGGCAAUGCUACUUCACAUGUGGUCUCAUCUUGGUAUCCCCAGGAAUAUUUCUAUGUAGCCACGCCCUUCAUCUCCCCCUCGGCUCCAUCUGUCAACAACAACACCAUCGUGCCAUCCAACAUGACCUACGCAGACGACAACAUCACCUUCUAUCUCACUGUGUAUGGGUGCCUUGCUGGAGCCAACACUAUCUUCACGCUGUUCCGAGCAUUUUUGUUUGCGUAUGGUGGCAUAUGUGCUGCUCGUGUAGUUCACAAGAAUCUCCUAGCAUCUAUUCUUAAGGCUCCAGUCACUUUCUUCGAUGUCACACCAAUAGGGAGGAUCAUCAACAGAUUCUCCUCAGACUUGUACAGCAUCGAUGACUCUCUGCCCUUCAUCCUCAACAUCUUCCUGGCCCAGGGGUAUGGCAUCCUGGGCACUCUCGUCAUCACGUGCUAUGGCCUGCCCUGGUUUGCAAUCCUCCUUGUGCCACUGGGCCUGCUGUACUACAAGAUUCAGCAUUUCUACCGGCACACCUCCAGGGAGCUGAAGCGGAUCUCCAGUGUUACUCUGUCCCCCAUCUAUGCUCACUUCUCUGAGAGUUUGACCGGACUGUCCACCAUCAGGGCACUCAGGGCAACUGACAGAUUCUGCAGAGAGAACCUUUCUCGUCUUGACACAAACCAAAAGGCUCAGUAUGCUACAACUGCUGCAGCGAAAUGGUUGGAUUUUCGACUGCAAAUGCUUGGUGUUGCCAUGGUUACUGGAGUUGCAUUUGUAGCAGUUCUGGAACAUCAUUUCCAUACAGUAAACCCAGGUUUGGUGGGUCUAGCUAUCUCAUACUCUCUGUCCAUAACCAACCUGCUGGGGGGCGUGGUCAUGUCCUUCACGGAGACUGAGAAACAGCUGGUCAGUGUAGAGAGGGCUGACCAGUACAUCAACGAUGUGCCCAGCGAGCAGUGGGAAGGAGUGCUGUUUCCACCACCAUAUUGGCCCAUUCAAGGCGCUGUGAGUUUUAACCGUGUACAGAUGAAGUACCGACCCAAUCUUCCCAAUGCUCUAAACUGUGUAACAUUUGAAACAGAACCUGCGGAGAAAAUUGGCAUUGUUGGAAGGACAGGCUCUGGAAAGUCAAGCCUGUUUCUGGUGCUCUUCAGAAUGGUGGAGAUACAAUCAGGGGAGGUAACUCUGGAUGGCAUCAAUCUAAGUCAUCUUGAUCUUAAGGAUAUCAGGUCCAGACUUGCAGUCAUUCCACAAGAUCCAUUCCUGUUCAGUGGUUCAGUGAGAGAGAACUUGGACCCUACCUCGACUUUCACAGACAAUCAUCUGUGGCUAGCAUUACGCCGAUGUCACCUCAUCACCGCUGUGGAGAUGCUCGGUGGAUUAGAUGCAGAUGUUGCCGAACGGGGGCGUCACUUCUCUGUUGGACAGAGACAGCUGCUGUGUUUGGCUAGAGCAAUACUCACUAAUGCAAAGGUGUUGUGUAUCGACGAGGCUACAGCAAGUGUGGACAGUGACACCGACUGUCUGAUCCAGGAGACUCUGAAAACAGAGUUCAGAGACAGCACCGUCCUCACCAUCGCCCACAGGAUCAACACCAUCCUGGACAGCGACCGAGUCAUCGUCAUGGCUGAUGGCAAAGUAGCAGAGUUUGCCCCUCCGGGGGCUCUCCUGCAGAACACAAACUCUCUGUUCUACCAGCUGGUUCAUGGCCGGCAGUGAGUCGAUACAGCAUGGUAGGACAGCAGUGGAACAAACACCUUUGACCUUGUGCAGAAGACUGGCAUGAUGGCUGCAGAACUGAGGUGGUGGUCAAUAAUCAAUAUUACCAUGAAUAUAAAUGUGCAAACUUAUGAAUUAAGUAUUUUAUGGUAUUUAAAAGUAUAUUUCUGUGAAUUUUCUUUGUGGUAUUUGCAAUAUUUUAUUUAUAAUUAUUGCUCAUGGCAGGUAAGCCUGGGAAGAAUCAAUAUUUAAUAACCCACAUACUCAAACCCCCAUUAUCCGACCCUACCCGGGUACACACUGUAGGUUUCAACAAUUUGGACAAUAUGUCCAAUUAGGACUUGUUUUUUUCGGGCCUUAAAAAAGGUAUUUAUGUACACUUAUAAAAUUAUCAGAUCAUGCAUACACUGAAGUCGACUUAAGUUAUAUCUUUUCUCAAACGUUUAAAAGUGAGAAACAAUACAUGGAUAAUCAGAAAAAUGCAAACAUUAGCGACUUUUAUUGUCAUUGUAUUUAAACAAUAUAUCUAACCAUGGGUCUGGGUAGCCCUGUUUCUACCCAGGUCCUGCUCAAGUUUCCCGACCCAGCUUCAGGGCAGGAUGUAUAUGUGUGAACCUAACACUAUGAGUAUAUGUGUAGCAUGUCUGUGUAACUGCUGUAGAUGUUUGGUUGAAGUUUGAAAACCAUGGAUACUGAAAUGUUGCUCAUACCUUGCGUCAACUACAAGAAUGUACUGUCUCAACUAUAUAGACACUGAUUCUCAUGAACAAUCUUUUAGCACUGUUAGCUCACCUAGUCCUGUUGGAUGAUGGCUCAAACAGGACAUUUUGACAUCAGUGGUUUAGAGCAUUUACUCAUACAGUGAGUGAGUGAGCAUGGUUUUACGCCGCUUUUAGCAAUAUCACGGCAGGGGACACCAGAAAUGGACUUCACACAUUCUACCCAUGUCAGGAAUCGAAAAAAACGGGUCUUGGGCUUGCGAGCGAACGCUUUAACGACUAGGCUACCCGACCGCUCCACUCUUAUAGAUAUCAGCAUCAUGUGAUGAACUUCAGUAAACCGGUGUAUGCUCAGAAAAAUGAAUAUUAACUGAUAUGAAUGAGGUCAAGUGAUAUUGUAUCAAUGUCAGUUCCUAGAAAUAGAAACCAAACUGCAUAAGACGAGACCCGUAGCUUGGCUGUAAUGUGCAUGGGUCUGUAGGUGUUGCAGUGUGUCCGGUACACACAAAUGUGAGAUUGGACGCAGAAAAAAAAAUACUGUAUCCUGAGGGAUGCAUAAUAUUCAUUGUACCUACAGCGCACCAUAGGCAGUUAUGGAUGUCAGUUCAUUUAUCAGUCAUGACCGCUGAUCAUUGAUUCAUUCCAGGCUCUAAAGUAAUUAUCCCAAUGUACAGUACACUACACAUUUUCAUUACUUUACGGGAUCCAUAUUGCCUGCAAGGAAUCUCAA
Molecule: messenger RNA, 6695 nt
Organism: Haliotis rufescens (red abalone)
Lineage: Eukaryota; Metazoa; Mollusca; Gastropoda; Lepetellida; Haliotidae
Product: ATP-binding cassette sub-family C member 10-like
Exons: 17
Coding region: 459-5246 (1595 amino acids)
Biological process (GO): transmembrane transport
Cellular component (GO): membrane
Molecular function (GO): ABC-type transporter activity; ATP binding; ATP hydrolysis activity
Source: RefSeq, a predicted model, not a curated record